AUGGCUCCAACGAGCCGGCCAGCCCCCGUGGAAGUCACGUACAGGAACAUGAGAUUCCUUAUUACGCACAGCCCAACCAGUGCAACCUUAAACAAGUUUAUAGAAGAACUUAAGAAACACGGAGUUACUACAAUAGUAAGAGUAUGUGAAGCCACCUACGACACGGCUCUCGUGGAGAAAGAAGGCAUCCAGGUUCUGGAUUGGCCUUUCGAUGACGGGUCAUCGCCAUCUAACCAGAUUGUCGACGACUGGCUGAGUCUCGUACACCUUAAAUUUCGGGAGGAACCUGGUUGUUGUAUUGCUGUCCACUGUGUUGCGGGUCUUGGGAGAACGCCAGUGCUUGUUGCCCUAGCCCUAAUUGAAGGUGGAAUGAAAAACGAAGAUGCAGUACAGUUUAUAAGACAAAAGCGGCGUGGAGCUUUUAACAGCAAGCAACUUUUAUAUUUGGAGAAAUAUCGUUCUAAAAUGCGGCUGCGCUACAAGGACUCCAGUGGUCAUAGAAACAACUGUUGCGUUCAAUAA
Messenger RNA from Neogale vison (American mink), 522 nucleotides. Its product is annotated as protein tyrosine phosphatase type IVA 1-like. Gene Ontology annotation, biological process: protein dephosphorylation. The transcript has a single exon. The record is from RefSeq and is a predicted model, not a curated record. Bases 1 to 522 code for a protein of 173 amino acids. Lineage: Eukaryota; Metazoa; Chordata; Mammalia; Carnivora; Mustelidae. Gene Ontology annotation, cellular component: nucleus. Gene Ontology annotation, molecular function: protein tyrosine/serine/threonine phosphatase activity.